AUGACCACGACCGAAUCCAAGACAGCCUCUCUAGCCGAACUCAACCGCGUCUUCUGGGAUGCAAACGCGGACAUCUUUCUGAAGCAUGGCUGGAUCAAGGUGUUCUCAGAGCAACUCACUCGCUUCCUCCGCGCCCAGGCCCCGAACCUAGGUCUCCGUCCCCGAGAUACAGACCCAUCGUCGAACCCCGUCCGGCUAUUGGACUACGCUUGCGCCUCGGGCGGUGCUUCAUGGGCCUUCAGCCCCUUUGUCGACUCCAUCCUCGGCAUCGACAUCGCGCCCGCCAUGGUGCAACGCUACAACGACUGCGCCGCGCGACUGGGAUACUCUCCAUCACAAGCCCACGCGGUCUGA
Molecule: messenger RNA, 354 nt
Organism: Colletotrichum fioriniae
Lineage: Eukaryota; Fungi; Ascomycota; Sordariomycetes; Glomerellales; Glomerellaceae
Source: RefSeq, a predicted model, not a curated record